Postia placenta MAD-698-R-SB12 is the source of this 1461-nucleotide messenger RNA. RefSeq lists its product as hypothetical. The coding region runs from base 1 to 1461 and encodes 486 amino acids. Gene Ontology annotation, molecular function: transmembrane transporter activity. Lineage: Eukaryota; Fungi; Basidiomycota; Agaricomycetes; Polyporales; Adustoporiaceae. Gene Ontology annotation, biological process: transmembrane transport. Gene Ontology annotation, cellular component: membrane. The record is from RefSeq and is a predicted model, not a curated record. The transcript is spliced from 8 exons.
AUGAGCUUAGAAGACGGCCUCUCGGACAAGAGCGACCCGCCCACGCCCACGGCGACCUGCGUCACCAUGCGCACCGCCUUUCAGGAGAAGGAGCCCGCGGAGCACGACGACCUCGCAUGGCGCAUCAGCCAGGACCUGAACCCGCUCAACUGGCCGAAGGGCCGCAAGUGGCUCAACCUGGGCAUCAUCGCCUCGCAGGCCAUGAUCACGCCGAUAUGCAGCAGCCUGCUCGCGGUCAGCGCGCUGCAGAUCGACGAGGAGAUGCACGUCACGAACUCAUACGUGUCUGCGCUCCCCGUGGCGAUGUUCCUAUUCGGCCUCGGCCUUGGCCCGCUCUUCCUCGCGCCGCUGAGUGAGAUGUUUGGGCGGAGGGUUAUUUAUGUUACUUUCUUUGGGAUAUUCUCUCUCCUGAACGUCGGUUGUGCGCUCGUGCAUAAUAUGGCCGGUCUGGUCGUCCUGCGCUUCCUCGGGGGCUUGGCAGGAAGUGCUGGGCCGUCCCUUGGCGGAGGAACUAUCGGAGAUAUGUUCAAGCGUGAAGAACGAGGGGGCGCUCAAGCAGUGUACGGGUUCGGGCCCACGUUUGGUCCAGCAAUUGGAGGCCUCAUCGGCGGAUACAUCUCCAACCAUAUCGGCUGGCGCUGGCAGAUGUGGAUCAUGGCCAUUGCGGGAGGAGUAACUACUACGGCGUCCUUUUUCUUCCUUCGGGAGACGUACGCUCCUUAUCUCCUUGCUCGCCUGCAAGGGAAGCGGUCCGCGCCCACCACCAUCGGCUUCGCCCGCAGCAUCACCCGCCCGCUCCGCAUGCUGUUCACCGCGCCCAUCGUCACGACGAUGAGCGUGUACAUGUCUGUUAUCUACGGCAUUCUGUACCUGCACAUCAUCACUAUCCCGCUGCUUUUCGGCCCCUUCCCUCUCUAUGGCCUGUUCACGUACGGAUGGAAGAACGGCAACGAUGGUCUCGCGUAUCUGGGAGCAGGUUCCGGGUGCUAUCUGUCGAUCGUGUUCUGCCUAUUCACGUUGAACCGGACGUAUCGCGCGCUGUGCAAGAGAUAUGGCACGCAGAAGCCUGAGUUCCGCAUGCCCGCCAUGCAGUUGGGCAUGCUUAUUGUACCCGGUGGGCUCUUCAUGUAUGGAUGGGCGGCAGAAGCGCAGGUGUAUUGGCUGGUGCCCCUGAUCGGCGCAUGCGUCUUCGCGUUCGGCAUGAUGAUAACUUACAUCAGUAUCCAAACCUACCUAGUGGAUUCCUUCCAGCAGUACGCCGCGUCCGCCCUCGCAGCCAUUAUUGUCUUGCGCUGCACAUUCGGCGCCAUAUUCACCAUAUUCGGCACGAAGCUAUACGAGAAACUCGGAUAUGGAUGGGGCACGAGCCUCCUCGCGUUCAUUAUCAUCGUCGCUCUCCCUAUUCCAUCGGUGCUCUGGGUCUUCGGAGAGAGGAUUCGUGCACGUCCAUUUAUUGCAUAA